Messenger RNA from Pan troglodytes (chimpanzee), 3996 nucleotides. RefSeq names its product zinc finger protein 483 (gene ZNF483). The transcript is spliced from 6 exons. The record is from RefSeq and is a predicted model, not a curated record. Lineage: Eukaryota; Metazoa; Chordata; Mammalia; Primates; Hominidae. Gene Ontology annotation, biological process: regulation of DNA-templated transcription. Bases 219 to 2456 code for a protein of 745 amino acids. Gene Ontology annotation, molecular function: RNA polymerase II cis-regulatory region sequence-specific DNA binding; DNA-binding transcription factor activity, RNA polymerase II-specific.
CCCCGCAGGCUUGCGCGCGCACUCGCUGCGGGACAAGCUUCUGGAAGCUGUUUGCGGUGGCGUUGGUGCUGUUUGCGGAUGCUGAUGCAGUUUCUGCAGGACUGUAAACUGGAUUCCUGGAACCUUUGAUAUUCCUGGCUGUGUAUAGUGCCUGUUGGUGGACUGUACUGAUACUCAACUAGAGUGUGAAGGGACUGGAUUCCUGCCCCUGAGACACAAUGCAAGCUGUAGUGCCCUUGAACAAGAUGACAGCCAUCUCACCAGAACCUCAAACUCUGGCCUCGACUGAACAAAAUGAGGUCCCAAGAGUGGUUACUUCUGGGGAACAAGAAGCUAUUUUAAGAGGAAAUGCUGCUGAUGCAGAGUCUUUCAGACAGAGGUUUAGGUGGUUUUGUUACUCAGAAGUAGCUGGACCCAGGAAAGCUCUGAGUCAACUCUGGGAGCUCUGCAAUCAGUGGCUGAGACCAGACAUUCACACGAAAGAACAGAUUUUAGAGCUUCUGGUGUUUGAGCAGUUCCUGACCAUUUUGCCUGGGGAGAUCAGGAUUUGGGUAAAGUCACAACAUCCUGAGAGUAGUGAGGAAGUGGUGACCCUAAUAGAAGAUUUGACCCAGAUGCUUGAAGAAAAAGAAGAUCCAGUCUCUCAAGAUUCUACUGUUUCCCAAGAGGAGAACUCAAAAGAGGAUAAAAUGGUCACUGUUUGUCCCAAUACUGAGUCCUGUGAAUCUAUAACAUUGAAGGAUGUAGCUGUGACCUUUUCAAGAGGAGAGUGGAAGAAGCUGGAGCCUUUUCAAAAGGAGCUAUAUAAGGAAGUGCUACUGGAAAACCUCAGGAACCUAGAAUUUCUGGACUUUCCAGUUUCAAAAUUAGAGUUGAUUUCCCAGCUAAAGUGGGUUGAAUUGCCAUGGCUGCUGGAAGAAGUCUCAAAAGGCUCCCGACUAGAUGAAUCAGCUUUAGAUAAAAUAAUAGAAAGGUGCCUCAGGGAUGAUGAUCAUGGCUUGAUGGAAGAAUCCCAGCAAUAUUGUGGCAGCUCAGAGGAGGAUCACGGUAAUCAGGGAAAUUCAAAAGGAAGAGUCGCACAAAACAAAACUCUUGGGAGUGGCAGUAGGGGUAAGAAAUUUGACCCAGAUAAAAGCCCCUUUGGACAUAAUUUCAAAGAAACUUCAGACUUAAUUAAACAUCUGAGAGUCUACUUGAGGAAGAAAUCUCGGAGGUAUAAUGAAAGCAAGAAACCCUUCAGUUUUCAUUCAGACCUUGUUCUGAACCGCAAGGAGAAAACCGCCGGAGAAAAGUCACGGAAAUCUAAUGAUGGUGGGAAAGUCCUGAGUCACUCUUCAGCUCUUACUGAACAUCAGAAACGUCAGAAGAUUCAUUUGGGGGAUAGGUCCCAAAAAUGCAGUAAGUGUGGGAUAAUCUUUAUUAGAAGAUCAACUCUUUCUAGGAGAAAAACCCCUAUGUGUGAGAAAUGUCGGAAAGAUUCAUGUCAAGAAGCAGCCUUAAAUAAAGAUGAGGGAAAUGAGAGUGGAGAAAAAACUCAUAAAUGUAGUAAGUGUGGAAAAGCCUUUGGCUAUAGCGCCUCACUCACCAAACAUCGGAGAAUUCACACUGGAGAAAAACCCUAUAUGUGUAAUGAAUGUGGAAAAGCUUUUAGUGAUAGUUCAUCGCUCACGCCACAUCAUAGAACUCAUAGUGGAGAGAAACCCUUCAAAUGUGAUGACUGUGGGAAAGGUUUCACCCUAAGUGCUCACCUCAUUAAACAUCAGAGAAUUCAUACUGGAGAAAAACCUUAUAAAUGUAAAGACUGUGGGAGACCCUUUAGUGACAGUUCAUCUCUUAUUCAACAUCAGCGAAUUCAUACUGGAGAAAAACCCUAUACAUGUAGCAAUUGUGGAAAAUCCUUCAGUCAUAGCUCAUCCCUUUCCAAACAUCAGAGAAUUCAUACUGGAGAGAAACCCUAUAAAUGUGGCGAAUGUGGAAAAGCCUUUAGGCAGAAUUCAUGCCUUACCCGGCAUCAGAGAAUUCACACUGGAGAAAAACCAUAUUUGUGUAAUGAUUGCGGAAUGACUUUUAGCCAUUUUACGUCUGUGAUUUAUCAUCAAAGACUUCAUUCAGGAGAAAAACCCUACAAAUGUAACCAGUGUGAGAAAGCUUUCCCAACCCAUUCACUGCUAAGUCGUCAUCAGAGAAUUCAUACUGGUGUAAAACCUUAUAAAUGUAAAGAAUGUGGGAAGUCCUUCAGUCAGAGUUCAUCUCUUAAUGAGCACCACCGAAUUCAUACAGGAGAGAAACCCUAUGAGUGUAACUAUUGUGGUGCAACCUUUAGUCGAAGCUCAAUCCUUGUAGAACACCUAAAAAUUCAUACCGGAAGGAGAGAAUAUGAAUGUAACGAAUGUGAGAAGACAUUUAAAAGUAAUUCAGGCCUCAUUAGACAUCGGGGAUUUCACUCUGCAGAGUAAUCCUGGAACUACAUUAAAGUGGGGGGAAUUUAAUUCAAAUUGUCAGUUACUGAAACCCUGGGAUGUAAACUUACAGUAUUGAUCAGUAGCUGCAGCUUUCGUAAAUUGGCAGUUAGGAAAAAUAUUCUUUUGCCCAUUCAUCCCUCUUCUUUUCAAGGAUGGCAAUGACUGGUAAACAGUAAUUAGUUGGUAAAGUCACUGGAAAGGGAAGAAUGCAAAAUGAUUCUGAGGCCAGACGAAUUGGAAAAGCUCUUUUCUUCAGGGGAUUUCUCUCUGAUUUCUUCCACUGCCAUGUAGUGUGAUGGAGAGAACUUGACUGCAGUCAGAUAACUUGGAUUCUGUCCCAGUUUGCCAACCAACUUGCUGUAUACACCUUGGACAAGUCAUUUGACCUUUCAGAAUUUUAUUUUCGUCACCAGCAGAAUGAAGGGAUGGGAUUAAUGAUUUUUGCCUUUUUUGGUUUUUUAGUUUUUUAUUGGUAUCCUGAUAAUCUCUGAAGCUGUGGACAUAAGUUAUUUUUUUUUUAUUUGUCAUUACUUUCAAGUUUCUCUAGUAAAAAAUACCACUAUUCAGGAUGCUGGACUUCUUUUCUUUUUUUUUUCUUUUUUUUUUUUUUCAAUUUUUCUUUUUUGGGAUGGAGUCUCACUAUGUUGCCCAGACUGGUCUUGAACUCCUGGGCUCAAGUGAUCCUUCCAUCUCAGUUUCCUGAGUAGCUGACAUUAUGGGUACACUCCACUAAGCCUGGUUCCUAGGAUGCUGGACUUCUAGCUUAGUGAGAAUGCAGUAUACUUUUUGAAAACUUCGUGCAGGAAUCCCUCAAAUGCUGUAACUAGGAAUGGGUCAGUGAAGUUCAAACGACUUUUCCUUGAGGGAGUAUUUUAAUUGGACAAGGGAACUCUUUUUCUUUUGGGCAUUGGCCAACAGGACUGAGAAGCCAGAGAGCUUGCACCUGAGCCAUCUCAGCCAUGAGAGUAACAGUCCUAGGAAAAUAGAUGGGGGCUGGGGGUAAGGAAAUGUGCUGAAGACAGAGCUAUUCUGGAUGGAUUUUGGUUUGCAAAAAUUCUACUUUAAAACAAUUUUGCCUGUAGCAAGUACAUUUUUUUGCAAUUGGAGUGUAAACAUUCUGUAUGGCAACAGUUAAAAGCUGUUAUAACAAUUUGCUUGGGUGUGUGUGCGUGUGUGUGCGUGUGUGUGUGUGUGUGUGUGUGUGUAUGUAUGUGUGUAUGUGUAUACAUUGUUACCACUAUCUAAAAUUAGGGCAUUUCAUACUAAAAGCUUGUCUUAAAAAAAUUAUAAGGGCUAACAACACUGGGCUUUUAUUUAUGUAAAGCACUCAGCUGGUCCUGGGUAGCAGCUGCCACCUUUUGAUGGGGAAUCAACUUUCUGACUUAGCUAGUUCUCUCAUGUAUGUAACCUGACUUUCCCACUGUAUGAAUGUUCUAUUAUAACCCCUACCAUUUGGAGAAUAGAUACCCUAAAAUCUAAAGAGACCGCACUGAUAGCAAGUAAAGUUCAGGGAAUGAAUGUAGAAUUGAUACAG